Molecule: messenger RNA, 745 nt
Organism: Micromonas commoda
Lineage: Eukaryota; Viridiplantae; Chlorophyta; Mamiellophyceae; Mamiellales; Mamiellaceae
Exons: 1
Coding region: 137-706 (189 amino acids)
Source: RefSeq, a predicted model, not a curated record
CGUGCGGCCAAACGCAAUAUCGCGACCUACGGAACGGCGCAUCUGUGUGCUUUACGGGGGCCGGCCUCAUCGUCGCCGUCGCCCUUCACUUCUUCCUCCCCCGGAACAUAACGACCCAAGCUAAGUGUUGACGAGGAUGCUGAGCACUCGGCCCCCGUCGUCGCAGGUCAUGGCGCCGCAGUCGACCGACACUGAUUUCCGCAAGAACGACAGAAGACAAGAUUAUGGUCUAAAAGUAUGGCACAAGAUGAAAUACACGGACGUUAAGCAGGCCAAAGCGCGCGCCGCGGACAACACCACCGCUUCUCUGAUCCCCACUGAACAUGCCCAGGGGUGUAAGAUGUGUUUUUGUGUCGGGUUUCCUUGCCCGUACUGUGUUUAUUUAUGCGAGGGGGAAAAAGACAACCUUGUUUUGUGCCAUUGCCUCUUCGGCGUGCCGUUACCACCUUGUGUGGUUCCUUGUUUUACUUUGACCUGGGCGGGCUUGGAUUCGUGGCACACAUUUGGUGAGGGGGGUGAUGAGGUCAACAUGAUGUAUGUAUUGGUGGACAAAAAAGCAGGAGUCAUUAAUUCCUACCCGCAAGACCAAAAAUGUGACCGCCGGUGGUGUGGUGAUGAGGAGAAAGCGUGCUGCACCCUCGUACCUUUCACUAGUCUCACCACGAAGGUAGAUGGCAUUGGUUCUUUUCCAGCGCCUCAAUCCUAGCUUCAAGCGCUUGUAAUUCAUCAUUCCUUGACCCCUUAA